This is a messenger RNA of Papilio xuthus (Asian swallowtail), 1490 nucleotides long. RefSeq names its product IAP-binding motif 1 (gene Ibm1). The coding region runs from base 617 to 1246 and encodes 209 amino acids. Lineage: Eukaryota; Metazoa; Arthropoda; Insecta; Lepidoptera; Papilionidae. The record is from RefSeq and is a predicted model, not a curated record. The transcript is spliced from 3 exons.
CGAGGCAAUGAUGUGCACGAAGUAUUAUCCCUUAUUACACGUUUCGCUUCCGCGCCGGCCGCACGUACGAUUGUGAGCCGACCCGCUUUCGAGUUGUGCGAAGUUUCAGUUUGUUUACAUCGAAUCCGCUACGAUGCAUACUGCGUUAGCGAUUGUGUCAUCGACCGUACGUUUAUCGCUGGCCUGCGAGUGAUUCACGGACAAUGCUCGCCUUGGAGUUUUUUGCGCCGAAACUUUUUGUGAACUUGUGAACUCUCAGCGAUCAGAAAUUAAGAUAUCGUUCGCGACGAAACUGUGACGAGUCUGGACUUAGAUACAAGUGCCAUUUUUGUGUCAAAGUGAAUUCAAGGAGAGGACGAAGAAAAUAUUUCCUGACAUUUUGAUAGACUAUUUUUCGAAGAGAACUUUUUAAAGUGCUGUUGGAAAAUUUUGAUCAUAAACUUUGCCAAAUUCUUGAAAUUCGUAUUCUUUUAAAAUUAAAAAUAAAACUACAUCGACUAACAGAGAAGACCGCAAAGAUCGAGUGCGUAGAUCGGAGUCAUCAAUUUAUGCAUACAAAACAAACGACAAUCAGUCGCAGCUUGUUUCCUAGAAAAAGAAGUUUUGAGAGACAAAGAUGGCAAUAGCAUUCAACCUGCCGAGCGAGAGAGAGGCGACAGAGGAGAACUUCUCGCGACUGAACCGGCUCCUAGCCGAGCUGUACGAGGUUCUUUGCCACAUCUUGGUCGCACGACAGCCUGGCCAAGAAGUCCAGGAGAAUCGGCGAGAUCGUCCAUACUCCGAAUCUGAUAUCGAACGACCUGCACCUCCUCCGCAACCAUGUAGAAGAUCAGCUUCCUCUCCACCUCUCACCCUGACACUGGAUUCAGAAUUGGAAGACGAUGUAUUCGUUAGUCCAAGAACGAAUAGUGGAAGCGAUCCUUUUUCCACAACUAAUCUGGAGAUAUUUAGAUAUGGUAGUCCUCGGACUCCCGCUGGGUUACUCCUGAGUCCAAGAAGGGAGAGAUCUUUUACGUUCUCCGUGACGAGUGAGAAGCACUGGAGGGACAAGGGAGGGACAGACGUUGCUGAUGGAGUUACUAGUACGGAUGUGACUGAUUCAUCAUCACUAGAAGAACCUUAUCAGACUGAGAAAUCAUCAUCAGAAUCAAUCUUCUCGUCGAUAAUCCCGGACAAGUUAUCUGGAUCUAUAUGCACAGCGGUCAUCUUUAUGCUGGGAUGGAAACUUCUAGCAAAUAAACGAUGAAUCCACAUCGUACAACGAACAACGAAGAUAUAAUAACUAAAUGUGAUAAGAAUAAGUUAAUAUUAUUCUGUUAAUCACUUUAUAAUAACAGUUUUCUAAACAGUUAUUUGUAAUAAUAACUCUUUAGCCGCUUUAAUCGUUAAUAAACGAACGUUUUGUACAUUUAUAUGUAUAGCCGAAAUAUAUUAAUCUAAAUCGCUUGUUGCACUUAACGCUCUCAAUUUAAAUUAAAUUUACAAAAUAU